This is a messenger RNA of Pundamilia nyererei, 1672 nucleotides long. Its product is annotated as protein LSM14 homolog B-B-like. Bases 104 to 1201 code for a protein of 365 amino acids. Lineage: Eukaryota; Metazoa; Chordata; Actinopteri; Cichliformes; Cichlidae. The transcript has 8 exons. Gene Ontology annotation, molecular function: mRNA binding. The record is from RefSeq and is a predicted model, not a curated record.
GGUGCUUUCCAUCAUGCACACUGUGGAUUAGUUAAGGUGUGUGUGGCGUGGCUUCUCACUCUGGAGGUGAAGUUUGAGCUGAAAGCAUAUUUUUACUGCAAGCAUGAGUGCCGGAGGAACUCCUUACAUUGGCAGUAAAAUAAGUUUAAUAUCCAAGGCACAGAUUCGUUAUGAGGGCAUUUUGUCUUCUGUGGACACAGACAGGUCCACAGUUGCUUUAGCAAAAGUUAAAUCUUACGGCACUGAAGACCGGCACACAGUUAGACCAGUGCCACCCAAAGAUGAAGUUUAUGAAUUCAUAAUCUUCAGGGGCAGUGACAUAAAAGAUAUUACUGUGUCUGAGCCACCAAAACCACACCAUGGACUUCCUCGGGACCCUGCUAUUGUUCAGUCAUCAAUUGGCAGCUCCUCUGCAAUGUAUCACCCACGCUGGAGUCCUUACAGAGACAUGAUGCCCACCUACAAUCAGCUGGCUGCUAGCUCUCUACUCAACCAGCAGUACAGUGCAGCACUGGGACUAGGACUUUCAGGCCAAGCCAGAAGAGCCCCUAUGGUUGAACAGGCUGUCCAGACCAUGCCUUUGGUCAGUGCUGCACAGAAAAAGGGAAAGACUACAACCCAGCCACAGAACAAACCGCUGGUGCGUCCAGUUCAGCGGUCUGGACAGGCUGGUGCCCAGGUUCAAAAAGAGAAUAUACCCACCAGACAGGCACCAUCUCAGCCAAGUGCUGCCUCAGCUGAAGGCCAAAAUACAGGAAACCAGAAACUAAGGCAGAGACAAGGCAGCCGCAGGUCCAGGAACAGAAGCAGAGGCCAACUAAUAGUGAAAAACACAAAGGCUUCAACUUUGGCAUUUGAGUCAGAUUUUGAUUUUGAAAGUGCAAAUGCUCAGUUUAAAGAUCUUACAAAGCAAAAUGUUGUUGAUAAGAAGUCUUGGGAGACCCAGGACAGCCCUCCUGAACAGGAGGAGGAGCCUCUCAGAGAUAAGUACUAUGACAAAGCCAAGUGUUUCUUUGAUAACGUCUCAUCAGACCUAAAGCCCAGGAGGACCACCUGGGCUGAGGAGAAAAAGUUGAACAUAGAAACAUUUGGAGUUCCUGGUCGCUUCCUGAGAGGCAGAGGAUUCAGGGGGCGUGGACGCAGAGGGCUGAACGCCACUGAGCAGCGAGCGCUUCCAAAAGUUGGUAGUGGCAGAGUGUGAAGGAUUUCCUUUUGUUAAACUGUUGUACAUACUGUAGUUUGACUUGUUUAAGAGGAACCUCCUUGAGUUCAAACCUCUGCAACAGCACUCAGUGAAGGUUUUGUUUUUUGUUUAUCCCAAAUGCAAAUUUGUAUUUUGGAUCCUUACAUGAAAUGGGAGAGCAGUUUCUUUUAAUCCAGCAACUGUGCACUUAAAAAAAAAAAAAAAGCAAUAUUGUUACUUAGUUUAAAACAUGCGAUGUGGAAUUUGUGGGGUUUUUUUUUUUGGUUUUUUUGUGUUUGUAUAAAGUUACACAUACUUGGCUGUUCAAAUGUAAUCCAAAUGGGUUCUGGAAGACCGGUUUGUCAAAAUGGACAACUGUAGUUUUGUGGUUUGUUUUGGCUUUUGCUUGUUUUGGGUUAGUUUUCUUUCCCCAGUUUGAUAUAAAAACUGAAAACGCAUGUGGCACAGUAAUAAAUAUGUGAUUAACAA